GGAAGAGAACUUCAAUGGGGUCUUCUGUAACUGGAGAACGUUCGCGAGAUUGGCAUCUGCGGAACUGGAAGAGGGUUUUCCUGAUAGUUUGCGUGUUUGCUUUGGCAUUUGAUCCUCUGUUUCUGUAUAUUCCUGUAUUCGAACGGGACAGAUUCUGUCUGGCUUUGGACAAGUAUCCAGCUAUAACAGCUUGUCUUAUCCGAACCAUUCUCGAUGCCUUGUAUAUGGUUCACAUCUUGUUUUAUUUAAGAGCUCCUUGUCAAGUAUCUUUUAGAGGAGAAAUGCUCGUUGAUUCUACCGCUACAGCAGCUAAAGGACAUCGCUUUUUCUACUUGAUGAUUGACAUUCUCUCUCUUCUCCCUGUCCCCCAGGUUCUUGUUCUGUCUAUCACUCCAAGGUCGAGGCUUACAUCGUUGGUGACCAAGGAGAUGCUGAAAUGGGUUCUAGUCUGUCAAUACGUACCCCGAAGCAUCCGAAUCUAUCCUCUUUACGAACAAGUAACAAGAGAUUCCGGUAGAGUGACAGAGACGAAGUGGGCAGCAGCUGCUUUGAAUCUCCUCCUCUACAUGCUAGCAAGUAAUGUGAUUGGAGCUUACUGGUACUUGAUCUCCAUAGAAAGGAAAGACAUGUGUUGGCGUUUCGAAUGUGCCAAGAUACCCGGAUGCGUUCAUGCAAAUCUCUACUGUGCUCAAGCUGUUGGGGACAAUGGUCGUUUCUUAAACGGGUCAUGCCCAUUAAUCGACCCCGACCAAAUCACCGACCCCGCAGUGUUCAACUUUGGGAUGUUCACUGAAGCACUUCAGUCUGGUCUUGUCGAUUCAAGGAAUUUCCCCAGGAAGUUUCUCCACUGCUUUUGGUGGGGUCUCCGCAAUCUUAGUGCUUUGGGCCAAAACCUGAAGACGGGCGGCUUUGUUGGGGAUAUCCUCUUUGCUCUCGUAAUCUGUGUAUCUGGGUUAGUCUUGUUUGCUCUGUUCAUCGGCAAUAUGCAGAAGUACUUACAAUCAACAACAGUUAGAGCAGAGGAGAUGGAGGAGAAACGUAGAGACACAGAGAAAUGGAUGUCUCAUAGGGCGCUGCCAGAUGAGCUGAGAGAGCGUAUUAGGAGAUAUGAGCAGUACAGAUGGAGAGAAACCAGAGGAGUUGAGGAAGAAUCUCUUCUUCUUAGCCUUCCUAAAGACAUCAAACGGGACACCAAACACCAUCUUGGCCUCGACUUGCUCAGGAGGGUUCCUUUGUUCGGGGUUCUGGAUAUCCGGCAGCUGGAAGCGCUAUGUGUGCUAGUGAAGCCAGUGUUUUACACGAAGAACAGCUACAUUGUGCGUAAGGGUGACCCGAUUGAGGAUAUGCUUUUUAUACUGAGAGGCAAUGCGAGUUUCAGUUCAUAUCGCCUCAGGGCUGGUGACUUCUGUUGUGAAGAACUACUUGAAUGGGCUCUAAGUCGCAAAUCCUCUCAUCUUCCCAUCUCGGACAGUGAGAUACAGGCUAUAACCGAUGUUGAAGGCUUUGUUCUGUCAGCUGAUGAUCUAAAAUUUGUUGUUACUCGUUACACUAGUUUCCAUGGCAGGAGAUUCAAGAGCGUGUUCAGGUACCAUUCGGCUCAAUGGAGGAGAUGGGCGGCAUGUUACAUACAAGCAGCAUGGAGGAUACACAAAAGAAGGAAGCUUUCUAUAUGCCCAGAAGAAGAAGGCCAACGUCAAGGAACAACACUCAACCUGGGUGCCGCCGUUUUUGCCUUGAGGUUUGCUUCCAAUGCUUUGAGAGGCGUUAGGGCAAGAGGAUCAAACUACUGCAGAUUUCCUCAGAAACCAUCCCACUCAUCCCAGUUUUAAUUGGAGUCUCCUUUGUAUCUCACACUUUGUCAGUAGAUAUUGGGUGGGUACAGUGACAUGCAUAUAGAUUCACCGUAGGAUAUCGAUCAAUGAGUAUUGAGAUCUUGAAUAAAACUUUGGAAAGAGGGUUCUCAUAAUUGACUGCAGUACCAUACGAGA
Tarenaya hassleriana is the source of this 1988-nucleotide messenger RNA. Its product is annotated as probable cyclic nucleotide-gated ion channel 3. Gene Ontology annotation, molecular function: monoatomic ion channel activity. The transcript is spliced from 7 exons. Gene Ontology annotation, biological process: transmembrane transport; monoatomic ion transport. The record is from RefSeq and is a predicted model, not a curated record. Gene Ontology annotation, cellular component: membrane. The coding region runs from base 15 to 1829 and encodes 604 amino acids. NCBI's taxonomy places the organism in Eukaryota, Viridiplantae, Streptophyta, Magnoliopsida, Brassicales, Cleomaceae.